This is a messenger RNA of Cavia porcellus (domestic guinea pig), 798 nucleotides long. RefSeq names its product aurora kinase A interacting protein 1 (gene Aurkaip1). Gene Ontology annotation, cellular component: mitochondrion. The record is from RefSeq and is a predicted model, not a curated record. Lineage: Eukaryota; Metazoa; Chordata; Mammalia; Rodentia; Caviidae. The transcript is spliced from 4 exons. The coding region runs from base 130 to 729 and encodes 199 amino acids.
GUUGCAGUGUCUCCGCCGGCAACUUUCUAGUCGGAAGCUGUGGCCGGCGAGGGCGGGUUAGGGGACGGACCGGAAGUGCCCGAGUACGGCGGCUGAGAGCUGUGAGCCCGGCCGCUGCCUCCUACCACCAUGUUUCUGGCGCGCCUGACUUCGCUGUUCUCAAGGGCCGUCCCUUGGACAGGACGCAGUCGGCCGUGGCCUGUCUCCGCAGCGCUGGGCAGCCUUGCCUGCCAGCGCCCACACAGUUUGCAGCCUGCAGGCCCGAGCAGGGCGGCCUCCCUUCCUGGCAAGGGGGCCCAGCUGAAGCUUGAGGAGUUGCUGGUCCCCAGGAAGAUGGCCAUCAGUCCCCUGGAGAGCUGGCUGACUGCCCGCUACUUUUUGUCUAAAUUAGAUAUUGGGGCCCCAGCAACUGUGACUCCUGGCCAAUUUUACGAGUGUCCACCUAGCCCAGUGGAGGAGGGGAUCAAGCCGGUGGACAAAGGAGUCUGGGAUACACCGCAGAUGCAGUGCAAAAAUGUACUGAAGAUCCGCCGGAGAAAGAUGAACCACCACAAGUACCGUAAGCUAGUCAAGAGAACUCGGUUCCUACGGCGCAAGGUCCGGGAAGGACGCUUGAAACGGAAGCAGAUAAAGUUUGAGAGAGACUUGAAGCGCAUUUGGCUGAAGGCAGGCCUGAAGGAGGCCCCCUCAGGCUGGCAGACCCCCAAGAUCUAUGUGAAGGACAAAUGAGCCUGGAGUCCUAUUUCUGCACCCAAAUGCUGCUGGUGACCCAUUGUAAUAAACGUUGGGAAGACUCAG